AUGGGUGGUCAAUGUAUACCAAAUGAUGAAUAUACAGAAUCCAAUCAAGCAUUUCUGUGUGUCUGUCCUAAAGGUUAUAUUGGAGAUCGAUGUGAAAUAAUUGAUAAUAAAAUAAUUAUUAAAUUUGGACGCAACGUUGCUAUAUCUCAAUCAAUAAUGAUUCAUUUCAUUGAAAUUAUUAAGAAUGCUGUACCGAUAAGGACAACGACUCUUCGAACAAUGCCUCUUACACAAAGUUCACUUACAAUUUAUUGGUCAAGAUCAUUUCAUAUUGUUUUUGUUGAACUUCAAAAUAAAAUUUAUUAUUUAGCAGUCGUUCAAAAAAUAUAUCAACGAUCAAUAACAACUACAACAAUUACCAAUCAGUCAGAUCGUUGUCAACAUAUUAAUGAAUUAUUCAAUGAAACAUUUGUUAAAUUGAAUCUUUUUCGUCGUAUUAAAUAUUAUCAUCUACCAUGUCAAAACAUGUCAAACAAUCUAACCUGUUUUUAUGAUGAUCUUCAUCUUUGUUUAUGCUAUAAUUACGAACAACAACGUUUAGCUAAUUGUUUUAAAUUUAAUCAUGAUAUGAAAUUUGAUUGUUUUGGUCAAAGUGUCUGUGAAAAUGAAGGUAAAUGUUUUCAAGACGCUCCCGAUUGUCCACAACGAGCAACAUGUAUUUGUUUACCUUGUUUUUAUGGAGCACGAUGUCAAUUUAUUUCAAUUAGAUUUGGUCUAUCACUUGAUGCUAUACUAGGUUAUCAUAUUCAAUCAAAUAGCACUUUGGGACAUCAGCAAAAUAUUGUAAAAAUUAGUUUAGUAUUAACUAUAAUAUUUAUGAUAGCAGGAUUUAUCAAUGGAAUUUUAUCUUUGAUAACGUUCAACAAUAAAACUAUAUGCGAAGUUGGUUGUGGUUUGUAUUUAUUAGGUUCAUCCAUUACGACUUUAUUUACAACAAUUAUAUUUGGAUUGAAGUUUUGGAUACGUCUUCUUGCACAAAUGACAAUUAUAUCAAAUCUUCUAUUUUUACGAAUUCAAUGUAUAUCUCUCGAUUUUCUUUUAAGAGUUUUUCUUAAUAUGGAUCAAUGGUUAAAUGCAUGC
This is a messenger RNA of Rotaria sp. Silwood1, 1080 nucleotides long. The record is from the annotation of a GenBank genome assembly. Lineage: Eukaryota; Metazoa; Rotifera; Eurotatoria; Philodinida; Philodinidae.